This is a messenger RNA of Rotaria socialis, 345 nucleotides long. The record is from the annotation of a GenBank genome assembly. Lineage: Eukaryota; Metazoa; Rotifera; Eurotatoria; Philodinida; Philodinidae.
AUGCAACAGUCGCAGUUGUCUCAUCAUCCAACAAUAGCUACUAUCUACAACAACAUGGGCUCAGCGUACACUAGUAUUGGGGAGUAUUCGAAGGCAAUUUCACUUUAUGAAAAGCAGCUGGAAAUCGAUCAGAAAUACCUUCUUCAUAAUCAUCUAGAUUUAGCUAUCUCGUACAAUAAUAUUGCAUCAGUAUAUGUCAAAACAGGAGACUAUUUGAAAGCACUUUGCUAUUGUCAACAAGCCGUCGAUAUUGGCCAGAUUACGUUGUCGUCAAAUUACCCUGAUUUGCAACUUUUUCGACGCAAUCUGGAAUGUAUUAGAAAGAAGUGUAAAACAUUUACAUAA